This is a messenger RNA of Chrysochloris asiatica (Cape golden mole), 636 nucleotides long. RefSeq names its product family with sequence similarity 163, member A (gene FAM163A). Lineage: Eukaryota; Metazoa; Chordata; Mammalia; Afrosoricida; Chrysochloridae. The record is from RefSeq and is a predicted model, not a curated record. The transcript has 4 exons. Bases 133 to 636 code for a protein of 167 amino acids.
UGAUGCUCUUGGCCAUGAUGUGCCCCCAACUGCUGUCUUCUCAGGCCCAGCCUGUGUGACUGAGCGAUCACUGCUCCAGCUGUUUCACGUCAUCAUUCCCUUUACUGAACAGUUUGAUGGGGCACCGGGCGGAUGACAGCGGGAACGGUUGUAAUCACUGGCGGAAUCCUAGCCACGGUGAUCCUACUCUGCAUCAUCGCUGUCCUGUGCUACUGCCGCCUCCAGUAUUAUUGCUGCAAGAAGAGUGGAGCAGAGGAUGCAGAUGAGGAAGAGGAGGAGGAGCACGACCUCCCUACGCACCCCAGAGGUCCCACAUGCAAUGCCUGCAGCUCCCAAGCUCUGGACGGCCGAGGCAGCCUGGCACCUCUUGCCAGCGAGCCCUUCAGCCAACCGUUCGGGGAGGUGGGCAGCUAUUGUACUGCCUGCUCCCCAUACAGCUCUCCCUUUUAUAUACGGACGGCUGACAUGGUGCCCAACGGGGGAGGAGGCGAGAGGCUGUCCUUUGUGCCCCCGUACUACAAGGAAGGGGGUCCCCCACCCCUCAAAAUGGCAAUGCCCCAGAGUUAUCCGGUGACCUGGCCAGGCUCUGGGCACGAGGCCUUCACCAAUCCAAGGGCUAUUAGUACAGACGUGUAA